GCUUUGUGGAGAAUCGCUCCAGUGGUGUUCAGGUGAUUCAGUACUCUUACACGAUACUCUUUUUCCUGGAGCUGAUUCUUCGAAUUGCUGCGUAUGGCCGGAGCUUCUUUUGCGGCAGCGACUGGGCCUGGGGGUGGCUCGACUUUCUCAUCGUCUUCAGCUCAAUGUGGGAGAUCGGGAUCGACCUUGUUCUCAUCACCCAGGAGGACGACCAGCUCCAGGGCAUUGGCAACUCUUCUGCACUGCGGGCCGUGCGAAUCAUUCGCAUCACCCGGAUGCUGAAGACGCUCCGGCUCCUACGCAUCUUCCGCUUUGUUGUGGCCCUGAGGACUUUGGUGACGUCCAUCCUUUCCACCUUGAAGAACUUGUUCUGGGCUUUGAUGCUGCUGGGCAUCAUCAUUUAUGCCUUCGCCAUUCUCUUCUGCCAGGCCGUCCGGACCCACCUGACCGAUCCGGCGAUGCCUCCGCUUCCGGAGGAGGUGCGUGACCAGGCAGAACGAUUCUUCGGUACACUGCUGGACACCAUGCUCAGCCUCUUCAUGAGCAUCACCAAUGGGGUGAGCUGGAACUUGAUCCUCAUACCCCUGAAGGAAGUGCACGUCGUCUGGGUGGUGUUCUUCCUCUUCUUCAUAGCUUUCACCUACCUGGCCGUAUUGAAUGUGGUUACGGGCGUUUUCUGUCAGAGUGCCAUCGAGAGCGCGCAGACGGAUCAUGCCCUGGCAGUGCAGAACAUCCUGGCCAACAAGGAGGCGCACUUGAGUAAAAUCCGGGAGCUUUUUAUCUCCCUCGCCGGAGAAGAGGAUGGCGUCAUCACGUAUGCCAUGUUCGAGCAACAGGUCCACUCCCCAGAAGUGCGAGAGUACUUCGAAACCCUGGGACUGGACGUCUGGGAUGCAUGGAGUUUCUUCAAGAUGCUAGACCUCGACGAAGGUGGCUGCGUAGAGAUAGACGAGUUUUUCAUGGGUUGUUUGCGCCUACGUGGAGCCGCUCGGGCCAUGGACGUGUGCAAAAUCAUCCAUGAUCAGACUUGGCUGCUGAAGACACAGAGUCUCUUUCAUAGCCAUAUGGAG
Molecule: messenger RNA, 1070 nt
Organism: Symbiodinium sp. CCMP2456
Lineage: Eukaryota; Dinophyceae; Suessiales; Symbiodiniaceae
Source: the annotation of a GenBank genome assembly